GUCGGCGUGGGACACGUGGGAUGCUCUUUCUUGUGACGCAAAAAUGCGACUUUUGUCUUCACGCUUGCCCUUCGUGUUUUUCUACAACAAAGCAGGUCAGGAAUCCCACGCUCAGCGUCAUUGUUGCAUUUAUCUACGACGUUAGUCUUGGUGACACAAUGGAUUCGAUUUCUGAAACAUGUGUAUCUGCUACCUUCGUCGUACACGCUGUCUCGGGACGGUACCGCUCUCGCACCACCCCGAGGCUCCGAACUUGAUGUGACAGCGAUGGAUUCGUGAAUCUUAUGCAUCCGACCCCUGAAGAAUAACUGGCAUCGACGCGUUUACAUUUAUGAAAUUUGUUUUGGUAAACUGCAGUGACUGUCCAGUCCUUUCCAACGAGACGUGAUUUUUUUCUCCAACCGAUGGGUGGCGCUCUACUGUUUGCUUCGUACUCUCGCUACCACGUGCUUUCUAUAUCAGAUAUUCAACACGACCGAAGGCAGCUUGCUGACAGCAAUUUGUUCAAAUCAUAGACACGAAUAUUUUGCUCAGCCUCUGCCUUUUUGUUCGUCCAGCCUGGCUGUGCUGUCGCUCAAGGUCAGAGUAGUCGGUCGUAUGACAGAGUAAAUUUGAUGAUUUUUCAGAUUGAGGUCACGGAGAAUGGAAAAGGGAUUGGAGUUAUAGUGGGACCACAUUCGUCGUCAGCUCGGUCAUACGCAGCUCUUGCAGAAUACUCAUUCUGUCCGUGAACUUGAACAAUUUUUCUAGCUUCCUUCUCGAAAUACCUCCUAGGUGGCGAUAGUUGUCCGUGAACGAAGGACAUAUUGUGAGAUAUAUGCCGUCAUGUUCAUUUGUUAUCAUCUUGAUGCGUGCUCAAGAGCUGUCCAAGGCUGAUCAUCACAUUAGGAAAGGCCUCGGCCAAGAUGUUUUUCGUGUUUCUUCUGCUGUUCGCGUCGUCGAGUAACGCCAUCACAGUCGGUGUCCCCAAACCACAGUCGCUCGGCUUUCCUAGUGAACUGUCCCUCGGUGACGAUACAGCCGCAAUGUGUAUCGUGAAGAGAACGACCGGCGAAGCGUACCGUGUCUUUUGGGAGAAAGAGGGCAAAGAAAUUGUGUCUACAGAUCGAAUGGUCGUGUCGCGGUUGUCGCAAUCUAGCGUCACGUUAAGCAUCAGGAAGAUCAUGGCGACGGACGUGGGGAAUUACUCCUGCGUUGCGAUGAACUCUCAUGGAACCCAGAAAGUAACCAUUCAACUUCUUAUCUCAGCUGCUCCCGUCUGGUCGACUGAACCUAAUGAUGCGGAGGCCAUUGAAGGAAAGGACCUGUACCUGCCCUGUGGUUCCGUGGGAUAUCCCCAACCGAACACCGUUUGGAAAAUGCAGAUCGGAGGACGAGACUUUGUACACGUCCAUUCCUUGGGGCGCCGUAAGGUUCUGGACAACGGAACGCUCGUUAUUCGAGCUGUGGAAUCGGACGACGCCGGCCAGUACAGGUGUGACGUCAGCAACUCCAUCGCGCCACCUCUGAGCAAAACGAUCACGGUCUCGGUUCACGUUCCUCCAAAGAUUGCCAAAGGCACAAGUGAAGCUUCCGUCAAGCGAGGCGACAUUGCAAAGAUAGCUUGUGACGUCACGGGCGAGCACCCUCUUGUAGUGACGUGGGAGAAAGGAAAUAAACCUCUUAUCAUGUCAAUUGAGAGGUACGAAAGCCACGAAGACGUCACUCUCAACGGGGUCCAGUCCGUGCUCGUCAUUCAUAACACGGUCAAAGACGAUGCCACCCAAUACUACUGCGUCGCUAAGAAUAAUUAUGGAGAGACCAGAGACGUGUUCAGUUUGGUUGUACUCGAACCGCCGGCAAGUCCGAGCAACGUGGUGGUUCCCGAGCGCGGCAGUCGUCAGGUUCAGAUCAAAUGGUCCCAACCCAGCAAGCAGGUCACCAGGUACCUCAUCCGAUACUGGAAAAAGUCUGGCAAAGGUAGCGUACUUCAAGAACGGGAAGUGGACGGUUCCCGAGCCUCCCUGACAGUGUCCAACUUGCAUCCUGGUACCGAGUACGCAGCCGUGGUACUUGCGGAAAACUCCGUGGGCUUUGGCGAUCCUUCUGACAUUGUGUCAUUCACAACAGCUUCGGAAGCUCCCGGAGCACCACCCAUGAACGUCAAAUGUGAAGCCAUCGAUACCAAGAGCAUUAAAGUCGUCUGGGAGCCUCCUCCGGCAGACAAGCUGAACGGCGAGCUGCGAGGUUACCAGAUCAGCUACAAGCUGGAUGGGACACCAUUCAGUCACGAGUCCGUGAGCCGAAACUCGAAACACAAACUUUUCACUGGGCUUCAGGCAGCGUCCAUGUACACGUUCAUGGCGAAGGCCUUCAAUGACGUCGGUCCUGGUCCUGCUUCUGGACAAGUCUCUUGCGCUACACUCAAUGGAGAUCCCCCAUCUGUUCCAAGCGUCCGUGUGACAGGCAUCACAUCCUCAUCGGUGAGCCUCAACUGGAACACAGUGCAGCCUGCAGUACCCGUUAUUCAGUACGUCAUCCAGUACGGAACGGACGACGGCCAGCGGUCCGAUCUUCAUCUUCCGGGAAACAAGGACACCGUCACGCUACGGGACCUGCGCAGCGGAACAAGAUACAAUUUCCGUCUGGCCGCCUACAACAUGUAUGGGCGUGGUGACUUCUCCCAUAAUUUGCCAGCCGUCACGCAUUUAUCGGACGGCAGACCGCUGCAAGUGACAACGGAAAGUCAAGUUCCUUUCUACUACCGUACCUACUUCGUGGUGCCCGUCGCCGCCUCUUUCACGGUCAUUAUUACUGCAGUUGUGAUUGCCUGGGCGUGCCUGAAAAGGGCAACCAUCAUUCAGAAAAGCGCGUACAGGCAUAUGUACGGUUCUGAAUGCUAUGGUUACACAAAACCACCGCCAGGCACUCCUUUGGUUAGUGGAUACGCUCGGGGAUCCUAUGCUCCUACUAUGGAGCCAGCUGAAGAAGCCUACGACAUUCCUUGGGACAGGGCAGGAAUGAGCACCGACGGCAGUUACGCUAGGCUCAAGACACAGGGGAAGCGAAACAUCGUCUAGUGGCGCCAACCCUGAUGCCAUGAGUGCAGUGAAACUGGUUCUCCGAUCGUGGUUGUCAUUCUGGUUGCUUUCACAAGAUCCGUGCGUCACAAGCUACUUAUCUGUGUACAUAGACCAACAGCGUCAUAUAACUGAGCUACUACUUAAAUAUAUUCUCAGUCAGUCACACCACGGUUACACCAUAAAAAGACGCUAUAGAUGCUUGGUGAAAGGCGCUCAUCACCGCUCAAGGCGCUCAUCGGACAAAGUGAUCGUGUAACAAAGGAAUCUUUUGAGGUGUGGUAAGUAUUAGACCUGCAUUACGGAAUAGAAUCUCGUGUUGGACGUCAAAUAUUUCAACGCAUUUUGGCUGUUGUAGAUUUCAUAUCAUCGAUGGUUUGUCGUGUGUAGAGAUCGUGGCGAAUAAAAGAUAAAAGUUC
Molecule: messenger RNA, 3478 nt
Organism: Ornithodoros turicata
Lineage: Eukaryota; Metazoa; Arthropoda; Arachnida; Ixodida; Argasidae
Product: cell adhesion molecule DSCAM-like
Exons: 16
Coding region: 906-3059 (717 amino acids)
Biological process (GO): cell-cell adhesion
Molecular function (GO): protein binding
Source: RefSeq, a predicted model, not a curated record